AUGGAUAAAUGGACACCACAACAUUGUCCUUGCACAACCUCCACCCUGUUUGUUUAUUGUUGUGACAACGCCGGCAGAUCUUUGCUGUCCAGGGAAUCUCUGGCCUCCACCACUCUCAGUAUUCCGGACACCCAGUCCAUCCGCAGUGGCAGGCACGAUUGGCAGCAUGGUUACCGCGUCCUUCCCCCUCUGGGCUCUCAAGCAUGCUCUCAUCCCAUUGGGGAGGAAGACGAUGGCCCAGAGACGCUGGCCCUGCCGCCUGGCACUGCCAUGUCUGGGGCCACCAGCAUCUCCAACCCGACGUCCCUGCCCGCAUAUCUCUUCAGUGGGGUUGGCGGCGGUGGUGGAGGAGGUGGGGGUGAUGCCAAUAGCCCUCGUGUUGCCGGGCGUUGCAAAAAGAGGGCGCUGUCUGUGUCGCCUCUGUCCGACAGCAUCGGGAUCGACCUGAACUCCAUCAUCCGCACCUCUCCCACCUCCCUGGUGGCGUAUAUCAACGGCACCCAGAACUCGCCCAUGUCACCCCUCCAACAGCAGCCGCAGCAACAGGCUGAGGUGUGCGGCCACUUCCUGGGCAUCAGGGGCAGCUGCAUCCCCCCCAGCCCUGGUAGAGUCAGUGCCACGCUGGCAGUCGCCGUCACCACCACAGACAACACCCACCGCCAUCACCACCAUCGUGACCCUUUGACUGAGUGUGCUCGCAUGCAGAAGUUGGAGCAGACAUGCACCUCCCUGGAGGGCCAGUUGGCAAACAUGGUGGUCGGUCCACAGCAGCAGCAGCAGCUGCCCAUUGGGCUGCCCCGUGUCUCAAUGGAGCGGGAAGUGAAUGGGCAGAGCAGCGCCCGCCUGCAGCGCCAGCCGUUACAGCUCCAGCUGGAGCUGGCUACUGCUAUCAGUGCUCCAACACCUCCACGGGGCCCACCUCCACCCUACCACGGCAACCACAAGCACCUUCCUGUCCUUCCCGGCCACCCUCAGAAGCCAGAGCCCCCCCUGGUCACACCUGGCGAGGAUACCUUGGUACUACUAAGCCCCAGCAGCCUUCCCAAGCCCCCGUGCUCCGUAGUGGAGGACGAGGACGGGGAGGUGGAGGACUGCAGCGGGGGCCACUGCUGCCGCUGGGUGGACUGCAACAGCGCCCUCUACAGCCAGCGGGAAGAACUGGUGAAGCACAUCGAGAAGCUCCACGUGGACCAGUGCAAAGGCGAGAACUUCACCUGCUACUGGGCGGGGUGCCCGCGCAGGCAGAAGCCCUUCAACGCGCGCUACAAGCUGCUCAUCCACAUGAGAGUUCACUCCGGGGAGAAGCCCAACAAGUGCACGUUUGAGGGCUGCAAUAAGGCCUUCUCCCGGCUGGAGAACCUGAAGAUCCACCUGCGGAGCCACACGGGGGAGAAGCCGUAUGUCUGCCAGCACCCCGACUGCCACAAGGCCUUCAGCAACUCCAGCGACCGCGCCAAACACCAACGCACUCACCUCGACACCAAGCCAUACGCAUGCCAGAUGCAGGGCUGUCUCAAACGGUACACUGACCCCAGUUCUCUACGCAAGCAUGUCAAGUCUCACUCCACCAAGGACCAGCAGGCCAGGAAAAAGUUAAGACAGAGCACAGACUUGGGUCAGGAUUCGUUGUCGGGGUGCUUGACUAUCCAGCCUCUACAAACCUGCCUCUCUCCCAUGGACAUGAUUGACAGCAGAUUGGGCCAAUCACCUGAGCCGCCAGAUGACUUGUACUUGGGUGUGUUCUCAUCGAACCAGUCCGGCAACAAGGCAUCUGCUCAGCAGCCUCACCCAGCCCAGAGUAGCCCUCCACUGCCCGGCUCUGCCCUGUCCCCCCUGGCGGAUACCUGCAGAUUCGCCGCUGCCCCACCGCAUCCGUUGACAGCCUCGCACCUUUUACCCACCCCCCACGCUCCUCCCCCCAGCAUCUCUGUUGCCCUGCAGAGGACCCCUCGAACUCGGCCUCACUUCGCACCUCCUGACACCCGCCUACAAGGCUUCUCUGAGCACGUCCGUAUGGCAUGCCCUCCGCCAUACGAUGACUCACCCCAGACCGCAGGGCCGACCCUGGCCUGCCCCACCGUGCAGGCUCCAGCCUUCGAGGGAGCCCUGCAGUCCGCCCCCACCGACCCCCUGUCCGAUCUGGACUUGGUGCACAGGGCGCUGUCAGGGAUCACGGUGUACGACAUCCAAGGGGAGUCACAUGACUUCCUUCUCCAUCCCGAGUUGCAGCCUGGAUCAGAUGGCAGCUACCUGCACAUAGGUGGAAUGGAGCGCUGUCCCAGCCAGCUGUCCUGCAUCUAGAGAGAAGGAUGGAUGACCUUCCACCCCCCCACAGCCAUACUUCCAUCUCCAGCCUGAUCAGCAAUAAGGCCUUUUCACUGUGACAUCAGACAAGUUUUGAAGCGAAGCACGAUACACGAGGACCAAGUUGCGGCUGAAAAUUGUGACGUCUGUAUAUUAUGUCUAUGCCACGUGAAAAGGGUCUGUGAGACAGUGCACUAUCACUGAACAUUCACCACGAUUGCCUUAAGUCAUUUUCAUUAUAAUUUUGUUAUAAUAGUAUUAUUAUGAUUUUAUAUGUGGAGGCCUUAUAACAGAUGUGACUGUGUGGCACUGCUUCCUUUUGCGUUGAUUCAAUGGAAUCAUUAUUCAUUGUUUGACUACACUGAUAACACACCAUAUAAACAAUGGAAAUUAUGAAGUAUAAAUUGCACAUUAUACUGUAUAGCAUUUUUAUUCACAGGGCUGAGAUUCAGUGAGACCUAUUUCACAGUGCCGCACUUAAACAUUUUCCUUAAUAAUCUCACUCAAAUAAGCUUUUGAAUUUCCACGCUCUUUUUGAUCACUGUUGUACUAGGCUAUAGAAAGCCAUAAUCGCGCAAGUUAUUUUGAUGUUACUAAAGGAUCCCUGUGAGAUGGAAAUAGGAGAAACGGUGUAUACUAAUGUCAGGUGUCUCUAGAGACAUUUUCUUGUUUGGCAAAACCAAAGCAUUUAUUCUAGCUGUCUGUCACUGGCUAUUUCUAAUUCUGCAUUGGGGUUAUUU
Molecule: messenger RNA, 3044 nt
Organism: Engraulis encrasicolus (European anchovy)
Lineage: Eukaryota; Metazoa; Chordata; Actinopteri; Clupeiformes; Engraulidae
Gene: glis3
Product: GLIS family zinc finger 3
Exons: 8
Coding region: 1-2301 (766 amino acids)
Biological process (GO): regulation of transcription by RNA polymerase II
Cellular component (GO): nucleus
Molecular function (GO): DNA-binding transcription factor activity, RNA polymerase II-specific; RNA polymerase II cis-regulatory region sequence-specific DNA binding
Source: RefSeq, a predicted model, not a curated record